AUGCAAGCAUGCACCGUGCUCUCACCGCGCCAGCAGUAUCGCCCACGACCGGUCCUCAAAGAAAAUGCCACGGGCACGCCGUCGAAGCUCCUCCAACCCGGCACUCCCGGAAGCUCCAUCGAUCGGCUCUCAAGACCCUUCAAAUGUCCAGGCUCGGCUACCCCUACGCGCACAUCAGACAAGCCCAUGAGGAAGAGAAGGAAGGUGAAUUACGCAGGGGCAGACGGAACAGGCGAUGAUGACAACGAAAAGCCGUACACAAACGAGGACCGGCUCGCGCUCGCCACCCGAGACGUGAACAGAUUUCCGGUCUUCAAACCCAAGGACAAGGACACAGCGUUCAGACAGAGGUUCAAGGUGCCUCUGAUUAACAAACAAACUGACAACUAUGGCGCCCGACCAGCCCCGACGCUAGGAAUGAGGCAAGGCGCUACUUUCGUUGUGAAACCGUUGCAUGAUCCGAGUGGAGAAUUCGCCAUAGUGCUCUAUGACCCGACUGUUGACGAUUUGGAAGAAGCAGAGUCGAAGAAAGAGAAGCAAGAGGAUGCAGAGGCCGAGAAGCCUCAACUGGACGAACCACUGGUGCAUAAGAGCUUGGCAGAUAUUCUUGGACUGAAGAAGAAGGUAGAAGACAGACCAAAGGUACCUGUUGUAAUAGACCCACGGUUGGCAAAGGUUCUACGACCACAUCAAGUGGAAGGUGUCAAGUUCUUGUAUCGUUGUACAACCGGGAUGGUAGACAAAAACGCAAACGGGUGUAUCAUGGCUGAUGGCAUGGGGCUGGGUAAAACGCUUCAAUGUAUCUCGUUGAUGUGGACAUUGCUCAAGCAGUCCCCAGAAGCUGGAAAGACAACCAUUCAAAAGUGCAUCAUUGCAUGCCCUUCCAGUCUGGUCGGAAACUGGGCCAAUGAGCUUGGCAAAUGGUUGGGCAAGGAUGCAACCACCCCCUUUGCAGUCGACGGCAAAGCGUCAAAAACGGAACUUAUUGCUCAGUUGAAACAAUGGGCUAUUGCAUCUGGACGAUCAGUCGUUAGGCCUUGCCUAAUUAUCUCUUAUGAGACCCUGCGCUUGUAUGUCGACACAUUGAAGGACACUCCGAUAGGUUUACUUCUGUGUGAUGAAGGCCACCGAUUGAAGAACAAGGAAAGCUUGACUUGGACUGCAUUGAACAAUUUAAAUGUACAGCGCCGGGUGAUUCUGUCUGGUACUCCAAUCCAGAAUGACCUGUCGGAGUACUUUUCACUUCUCCAUUUUGCGAACCCGAAUUUGCUGGGCUCACAGAAUGACUUCAGAAAGAGGUUUGAGUUACCGAUUUUGCGAGGAAGAGAUGCGGCAGGCACAGAAGAAGAUCGAAAGAAAGGAGAUGAACGGCUGGCCGAGCUCUCGGGCAUAGUAAACAAAUUCAUCAUUCGCCGCACGAACGAACUGCUGUCCAAGUACUUGCCGGUCAAGUACGAGCACGUCGUAUUCUGCAACAUGUCUCAGUUCCAACUCGACCUCUAUAAUCACUUCAUCCAAAGCCCGGAAAUCAAGAGCCUGCUUAGGGGCAAAGGGAGUCAGCCAUUGAAAGCUAUUGGGCUUCUGAAGAAGCUUUGCAACCACCCUGAUCUUCUCAACCUCUCUAUGGACCUUCCUGGCUGUGAACACGCAUUCCCCGAUGACUAUGUUCCUCCCGAAGGACGAGGGCGUGACAGGGAUAUCAAGUCCUGGUAUUCGGGGAAGAUGAUGGUCCUUGACCGUAUGCUGGCACGCAUUCGACAGGACACGAACGACAAAAUUGUUUUGAUCAGUAACUAUACUCAGACAUUGGAUCUCUUCGAGAAGCUAUGUCGGUCACGGGGUUACGGCUCCCUUCGCUUGGACGGUACCAUGACGGUGAACAAGCGGCAGAAGCUCGUUGAUAAGUUCAAUAAUCCUGAUGGGGAGGAGUUUGUAUUUCUUCUCAGCAGCAAAGCAGGAGGGUGUGGAUUGAACCUGAUAGGUGCGAAUCGACUAGUCUUGUUUGAUCCCGACUGGAACCCGGCAGCCGAUCAACAAGCUUUGGCUCGUGUUUGGCGUGACGGUCAGAAGAAAGACUGCUUUGUCUAUCGUUUCAUUGCUACUGGCUCGAUUGAAGAAAAGAUUUUCCAGCGUCAGUCCCACAAACAAUUACUCUCUUCGUGCGUUGUGGAUUCUGCCGAGGAUGUUGAGCGACACUUUUCUCUAGAAUCACUUCGCGAGUUGUUUCAGUUCAAACCAGACACUCGAAGCGAUACGCACGAUACUUUUAAGUGCAAAAGGUGUCGACCGGAUGGGACGCAGUACAUCAAAGCCCCCGCCAUGCUGUACGGUGAUACCAGUACUUGGAACCAUUUUGUGAAUGAUGGAGAGACAGGCCACCUCAGCAAGAUUCAGGACCUGCUCAUCCGACAGGAAACUGAGGAGAAAGAGGUCUCUGCAGUCUUCCAGCUCGAGAAGGUCGUUCGCGAAGCAGCUUUUAGAGGAGAGCACGAGGAGAUUCAGAAGAUUGUCGACCAGCUCUGUCACGAUUAUGCCUACGCCGUGCAUCAACCUCAUGCCAGAAAUGGCGGCUUGAUUGGGCUUGCGGCCGCUUCAAUAGCUUUAGGAUCUGAAGGUGUUGCACCUUAUCUGAAGGAGAUUGUACCGCCAGUGUUGGCUUGCUUCUCUGACCAAGAUGCGCGCGUCCGAUACUAUGCUUGCGAGAGCAUGUACAAUAUUGCCAAGGUUGCCAAAGGAGAAAUUCUACUUUUCUUCAAUGAGAUAUUUGAUGCGUUGAGCAAACUUGCUUCCGACUCCGAACUGUCAGUCAAGAACGGUGCAGAGCUCCUGGACCGGCUAGUCAAGGAUAUCGUCUCCGAAUCCGCAGCUUCACAUGUCUCUGUGCUACAGCUCACGGAGAAGCAGCAGACAGAUCCCGACUCAAUAGAGGAUGCAGACCUGCCCACGGCGUUCUCGCUCCCCAAGUUCAUUCCUUUGCUCAAGGAGCGUAUUCACGUCACGAGUCCCUUUACGAGAACAUUUCUGGUCUCGUGGCUAACACUCUUGGACACCAUACCUGACUUGGAGCUGAUUUCAUUCCUACCGGACUUUCUGGGAGGGUUGAUACGGUUUCUCGGAGAUCCCAACCGAGAUGUCAACGUUGCAACCCAGGCGCUUCUAGACCGCUUUUUGUCGGAGAUCAAGAGGAUCGCUCGACUCAAGAAAGGAAUCGAGGAAAGUCGCAAAGAUCAAGGGAGUGAUACUAGGCAAUCGGCUACGAGUGACGGCCUCAGCGUGACAACUACGACCGAUCAGACACUAGCUGUCGAUUCGGAAAUGAAUGAUAAUGCGAUAGAGGAUUCUGAAGUAGAUUCCGUGACGGAUGAAGAUGGAUUCAACGCGGACGGGGACUGGAUCCCUGGCCAAGAUGUUCAGAUUGACUAUGCUAGGAUAUUGGAGAUCCUUGUGGGAUAUGUUGAUACAUCAUUCGUGGAGGAAAUGCAGUUGACGGCUUUGCGUUGGAUCGAUAACUUCUUUGAAAUAAGCCCAGAAGACAUUCUUCCUUUCGUGCCUCGACUUCUGACUCAAGUACUUCCGGCAAUGUCCAGCGGCUCGGAUCAAGUGCGGCAGGCCGCAAACCGAGUGAAUACAUCCCUGCUGGAAUAUAUCGUCACCCUAUCAGAAGACACGUCGGAGGAGACACGUCAAGCAGUGUCCAAGCCCAGUAACACGAACACCAAAGAUUUCGUCACCGAAAGGAGGUCGUCUACGCCGGGAAGUAGGCCCUCUGAAGGCACGUCGAAUGACACCAAGAAGCAGGCAUCACCGCCAGAGGCAUCCACCGAGCCGACUCCAAGGAGCAGUAUUAUCUCAACAUCGGUGCCUCCUGCAGAUCUUGAUUACGCUGCUGCUGUCAACUCUCUUACUCUACAGUUUUUGAACGAGAAUGAGACCACCCGUGUGGCUGCUCUGUCUUGGUUGAUAAUGCUACACCGCAAGGCUCCAAAAAAGGUGAUCGCCUUCAACGAUGGAACGUUCCCUGCUCUGCUCAAAACAUUGUCCGACCCGGCGGAGGUUGUGGUAACCAAGGAUCUGCAGCUUCUCUCGCAAAUCUCUAGGAAUAGCGAGGACAGCUACUUCAAGUCAUUUAUGGUGAACCUACUGCAACUCUUUUCGACUGAUCGCAAUUUGCUUGAAGUUCGUGGAAACCUCAUCAUACGGCAGCUGUGCAUGAACCUCAGUCCUGAGCGUAUUUAUAGGACUCUUGCAGAUUGUCUCGAAAAGGAGGAGGACAUUGAGUUUGCGAGCAUCAUGGUGCAGAAUCUCAACAACAACCUAAUUACCGCACCCGAGCUUUCUGAGCUCCGCAAACGCCUCAGAAAUCUAGACAACAAGGAUGGCCAGGCUUUCUUCGUCGCUCUUUUCAGGUCAUGGUGUCAUAAUGCAGUCUCGACGUUCUCUCUGUGUCUUCUUGCACAAGCCUACGAGCAAGCAUACAACCUCCUUCAAGUCUUCGCCGAACUCGAAAUGACUGUCAACAUGUUAAUUCAGAUUGACAAGUUGGUCCAGCUGCUCGAAUCCCCCGUCUUCACCUAUCUCCGUCUCCAGCUGCUCGAGCCCGAACGAUACCCCUACCUUUACAAGUGCUUGUAUGGAGUCCUCAUGCUCCUCCCACAAAGCUCCGCCUUCGCCGCUUUGAAAAACCGCCUCAACAGCGUCAGCAGCAUCGGACUCCUGCACACCGGCCCCCGACUAACCGCACUUCCCUCCUCCCUGAAUACCAACUCAACCUCCACCUACGACCGCCCCACGGGCAGUAGCCGCCUCAAACGCGAAGACUCCUCCAGCUCAACCUACACCACGACAUCCGUCGUCACCGCGGCCGCAACAUCCUCGAGCACCAGCUCAAUCCGCUGGGUUGAAUUGCUCGACAAGUUCAAAUCCGUACAGGAGAAAGCCCGGCGCGCUCAGCGCGCCUCGCAGCGUCCCCUCGACCACGACGCAGGCGGUCCCUUCGGUGGCGCCGGCGGCGCGUCCUCCUUCCUCGGUGACGGAGGCCACCCCGGUGGCGUCGGCAUGGAUCACCACCGUGGCAAGGACCGUAUUAACAUCGUCGCCGCCAUGCUCCCUGAUGUGCCGAAGGGAGGCCACGGCCUUGGAGGAGGCGGCGUCGGAGGUGGUGCCGGGGGUGGGGACGGGGCGCGCGCAGGUGGGCCCGAUGCCGGGUUGCCUGGUGGUUCGGGGGCUACUGGUGGUAGUGGUGCAAAUGCUGGCGGUGGUGGCUCGGGCCCUGGCGGUGCUGGCGGUGCGACCGGUCGAGCCGCGGCCGGGGCCGGGCACAGGCAUAAAUCCAGCCUGCCGAAUCUGGGGCGUCUGGGGAUCGGGAGCCGGAAGUCGAAACGGUGAUUGUUUCGGG
Aspergillus saccharolyticus JOP 1030-1 is the source of this 5395-nucleotide messenger RNA. RefSeq lists its product as uncharacterized. The record is from RefSeq and is a predicted model, not a curated record. Gene Ontology annotation, biological process: phosphatidylinositol biosynthetic process; positive regulation of kinase activity. Bases 1 to 5385 code for a protein of 1794 amino acids. Gene Ontology annotation, cellular component: PAS complex; endosome membrane; fungal-type vacuole membrane. Gene Ontology annotation, molecular function: ATP-dependent chromatin remodeler activity; hydrolase activity, acting on acid anhydrides; ATP binding. The transcript has 14 exons. Lineage: Eukaryota; Fungi; Ascomycota; Eurotiomycetes; Eurotiales; Aspergillaceae.